GCUUAUCUUAUCUUCUGUGUAUAGAUUUGUAUAUAUCUGCAGUUGUGUGUAUUUUGUAUAUAUUUAUGUACCUGUAUGUUUGAUAAAUAUCCUCAAAGGAUCAAAUCUGAUCAUAUGCAGUAUGGCACGUCUUCCACUAACUAGAAGAAAGACUAUUCAAAGGAAGAGACUUAUUUUAUAUUUGGAGCAGCUAAAAAUGAUUGGGUCAGUUCAUUGGUUUUUUCAAAUGAUUGUGUUGUUAGGAUUAAGGGUGGCAUUAAGGCCUAGGUAUUCCAUUUUUAAGAUGGAAAGAAUUAAUUAUGUUGAUAGGUUAGUUAAUCAAAGUGAUGACAUUUGUGUUAAGAAUCUUAGAAUGAACAUGGGAGCAUUUCAUAAAUUAUGCUAUACACUUGAAUCACGAGGAUACAUACGUGAUAGUAAGCAUAUGAAUGUUGUUGAACAAGUUGCCGUUUUUCUAUACAUAUUAGCGCACCAUAAGAAAAUGAGUGUUAUAAGCACCUCUUUUCAAAGGUCGACUGAAUCGAUUAGUCGACACUUUCAUAUGGUUCUUCUCGGGGUCUUGAGGUUACAAGAAUUUAAGCAUCCUGAACCGAUUCCAAAUGACUCAACCGACGGAAAUUGGAAGUACUUUAAGAAUUGCCUAGGGGCUCUAGAUGGGACACAUAUAAGAAUGAAUGUAGCUGCUGAAGACAAGGCUAGGUAUCGAAACAGGAAGGGUGAAAUUACUACUAAUGUCCUUGCCGCGGUUACACCAGAUUUACAGUUCUCUUAUGUAUUGACUGGUUGGGAAGGGUCCGCGGCUGAUGGGAGAGUUUUAAAAGAUGCUUUGUCAAGAAAAAAUGGACUCAAAGUCCCAAAGGGUACUUACUAUUUAGUAGACGCGGGUUAUACUAAUGGAGAAGGAUUCUUGGCACCUUAUAGAGGACAAAAGUACCACUUGAAUGAUUGGAACGAUGAACAUCAACCUACUUGUGCUAAAGAGUAUUUCAACAUGAGACACUCGACGGCUAGAAAUGUAGUUGAGCGUUCUUUUGGCGUCUUAAAGAAGAGAUGGGCAAUCUUGAGAAGUCCUUCAUUCUACCCUCCGAAAAUUCAAAGUCGAAUAAUUCUUGCUUGUUGUGUUUUACAUAAUUAUAUUAGAAAUGAAAUGACUUAUGAUCCAUGUGAAAUCGACUUUGAAAGAGAAGGGAGGACAAAUAUGGAGCAUGAGGGGAUAGAAGACAAUAUCACAAGCAUUGGCACAACUCCCGAAUGGACAUCAUUUAGGGAUAAUUUAGCUGAAACAAUAUAUAGUGAAUGGAGGGGUUCUUCGAGGCAUUAAUUUUUGGUUAUAAUAAGAAAUGGAGCCAACUGAAUCAGUUGUAGAAAGAGGUGCAGGAAGGAAUAAAAGGAAAUGGACAGAUUUUGAAGAUGAAAAAUUAGUUGAAUCGCUGAUUGAGCUUGUGAAUUCUGGAAAUUUUAAAGCUGACAAUGGGUUUAAACCUAGAUAUUUGACCUUUCUUGAGACUUCAUUGCAAACAAAACUUCCCGAAGCAGGUUUGAAGGGAAAGCCUCACAUAGAAUCCCGGAUUAAGACACUAAAAAAGGAUUUUACUGCAGUUUAUGAUCUCCGAUAUGGUGCUAACAGUUCAGGAUUUGGAUGGAACUCAGAAAACCAUGUUGUUACAGCUCCAAGGGACGUGUGGCUUCAAUAUCUUAAGGUUCACCCAGGAGCAUCUAAAUGGCAGACUACAGCUAUGCCAUGGUUCACAGAACUCUGUACUAUCUUUGGAAAAGAUAGAGCAACCGGAAAUCUAGCAGAAAAUCUUGCUGAUGUUGUGGAAGAACUUAAUACUGAGGCUGCAGAUGAACUAUCAGUCCAGGAAGCUCAACCAGUCGCACAUUCUGACGAGUCAACAAGCAUGAAGAAAAGAAAAAGAGGAAAUGCAGAUGCAUUGUUAGAGGCUGUCUAUGCUGCUUCAGACAGGCUCGCAAAUCAGUUUGAGGCUUCCACUAAACUCCUCAUCGCAGCUGAAGAAGA
Daucus carota subsp. sativus is the source of this 2020-nucleotide messenger RNA. Its product is annotated as protein ALP1-like. The record is from RefSeq and is a predicted model, not a curated record. Bases 122 to 1321 code for a protein of 399 amino acids. NCBI's taxonomy places the organism in Eukaryota, Viridiplantae, Streptophyta, Magnoliopsida, Apiales, Apiaceae. The transcript has 5 exons.